Episyrphus balteatus (marmalade hoverfly) is the source of this 1488-nucleotide messenger RNA. RefSeq names its product pickpocket protein 28-like. The transcript has 7 exons. Gene Ontology annotation, cellular component: membrane. Gene Ontology annotation, biological process: sodium ion transmembrane transport. The record is from RefSeq and is a predicted model, not a curated record. Gene Ontology annotation, molecular function: ligand-gated sodium channel activity. Bases 1 to 1488 code for a protein of 495 amino acids. Lineage: Eukaryota; Metazoa; Arthropoda; Insecta; Diptera; Syrphidae.
AUGAGAAUACUUUUAACUACCAAAUUGAUCGGUUGUGUUUUCGUUAUACUGCAGUUGUCGGUUUUUUCAGGAAUAUUCUUUGAUUAUUUUAAUGAGAGUUCAAUUCAUGGAUUUAAAUAUGUUGGUGAACAAAAACGUUCAGCUUUGGAAAGAAACCAUAAUCCAGUCCUGGUUACCUUAGAUGGAAGAUUGACGCCAGUUUGGGAAAUUCCAUUUCCCAUGGUUACAAUUUGUCCGCAAAUCAAAAUUCACAACAAAAUUUUUAAUCUCACAAAAGAGCCAACAAAUUUAACGGAAGCUGAGUAUCAGCAAUACUUUAGAGAGUUUGGAUCGCAAACAGGAUGUAUUAUUCCUGGAUUAGAUUCUGGCACAACGUAUUCCAACGAAUUUAUUCCCAAUGCAUCAAAAUACAUCAAAUUUAUGUCGAAUGUAGCUCCCACAUUCGAUGAAAUAAUGUCUGGAUGCUUUUGGAAAGAUAAAGUUAAUUGCGAGGAUUUGUUUGAUCCUGUUUUAACAGAAGAUGGAAUUUGUUUCUCAUUCAAUUUAAUUAAAUCUGAAAAUUAUCAGAGUGAAUUAAACAACUUUGACAAUAAUGAUCGAAAAAUAGACUGGGAUCUUGAACAUGGUUACAAUGAAGAAGCUCUAUAUUCUUUGGAAGCAUUCCCUUUUCAUGCAGUUGGAGCAGGAAUUACGGAAAGCUUUGUCCUAAUUCCAACGGAUGAAAUAGAAGACGAAGAUAAUAAAUGUAGAACUUAUUUGCAGGAUUUCAAAUUAAUUGUUCAAACUCCUGGAGAAGUACCACAAGUAAAAAAGAAUUUUAUUAACAUUCCAUUUGAUCACGAUGUUUUGUUAACAAUCAAGCCUCAAAUUAUGACAACUUCUGAAGGAUUGCGACAUUAUACACCAGAAAGGCGUCAAUGCUACUAUCAAAAUGAACGGUAUUUAAGGUAUUUUACAAAGUAUACUCAAGCCAACUGUGAAUUGGAAUGUCUGGCAAAUCAAACCCUUGCCAAAUGUGGAUGUGUCAAAUUUUCAAUGCCAAGAUCUUUAUCUCAUCCAAUUUGUGGAUCGAAAAAAGUGUUUUGUGCUGAUCAAAUCGCAAAUAAUUUUAGUAGUUGGAAAUUUAUGGCUAAAACAAAGCCUUUUGGUGAAAGUGCAUGUACUGGUAAUUGUUUGCCAACUUGUUUUGACAUCAAAUACAAAGCAGAGAUUGAACAACAAAUUCCUGGUGACGGUAUCACAAAAUUGUUUCGACUAACAUUGUUGCAAAUUAAAUUCGAAGAAGAUGUCUUUAAUGGUUUAUUACGUUCGGAAUUGUAUAGUACAACGGAGUUUAUUGCAAAUUGUGGAGGAUUACUGGGACUGUUUAUGGGUGUUUCGAUCUUGAGUUUGGUGGAACUUGUUUACUUUUUUACUGUUAGACUGUUGAUGAAUUUGAAAGAAAGAAGACAGAUACAAGAUGUUGAGCAAUGUUGGGAAAAGAAGUGA